Messenger RNA from Cooperia oncophora, 354 nucleotides. Lineage: Eukaryota; Metazoa; Nematoda; Chromadorea; Rhabditida; Trichostrongylidae. The record is from the annotation of a GenBank genome assembly.
AUGUCGGCAUACAGAAUGUUCUCCGAGCGUCAAAUACUGGCGGUGUUCUCUAUUGUGCCAUCAAGUAAAAGAUUAUCUAACACUUUACUUUCAGGACUUAUUAUCUUUUAUUUUAGUCAGCGACUGGACCCUAACCAGAGCAACCUAUACAAUCUCAACGGCACCUAUAACAUAUUGUUAGCUGCAGGACCAACUGAAGGCGAACGCUUGUCGUAUCAUCAAACGAAUCGGCACGCUUUGCCACGCACACGAUUAUCGGCCUACAUGAAAGGAGUUGGUCUUGUGGAGAAUCCACAAUUUGAUGAGGGUGAACGAUCGAAUAACGACAAGCUGAUGAUUGCUCAUGGUAUGUGA